UUGAAUUACACAGGAUUAUUUCCUGGAGAUGUGUGCAAACCCUCACGAAAGAAGAAAGCCGCUGAGUUUAGAGCUGUGACGAAGAGCGCUUAUCAGAACUAAACGCUGAAUAUUCAAAAGUAUGUCAAAUGUCUGAAGGGCUGGCUACGCGAGACUAACGGUUGUCAAACAAGUAAAUAAAUGUGGUAGAUGAAGUCUUUAUUCAGUUGGCCUACAAAUUGGCGUCACGGUGGCGCAGCCGGUUACGCCCAAGUCACGUGAUGCGACUUCUAGUCACACAAACGGAGGUGAACAUGGCCGAAGUGUCGGAGAGGACGUUACAGGUCGCUAUAGUCGUUUCGUUUGCAACCGGUUUUAUCGCCGGCUGGCAGGCAAAUAGGAUGCGAAGAAGGUUCUUGGACUGGCGGAAAAAGAGGUUACAGGACAAGCUCGCAGAAACACAGAAGAAGCUUGACCUAUCAUGACGCUUACCAAAACAUCACGCAACCGACCUGUGCCUCGGUCUGAUGGAGUAUUCCUCGUGUACAAACAGAUUGAGGAGUCCAUAACAGCAGCUCUCAGCAGGAUCAGGCUUUCAACCUUGGAUCGAUGACACAAUCUACAGACUGGAGCAAAGCAAUACAACUUUCUCAAGGACUUUAAAAACUCAGCAGAAUGUUGUAUUUGUAAGAUUUUUUUUC
Molecule: messenger RNA, 680 nt
Organism: Carassius carassius (crucian carp)
Lineage: Eukaryota; Metazoa; Chordata; Actinopteri; Cypriniformes; Cyprinidae
Product: mitoregulin-like
Exons: 2
Coding region: 261-464 (67 amino acids)
Biological process (GO): positive regulation of mitochondrial membrane potential
Cellular component (GO): mitochondrial inner membrane
Source: RefSeq, a predicted model, not a curated record